Nerophis lumbriciformis (worm pipefish) is the source of this 873-nucleotide messenger RNA. The record is from RefSeq and is a predicted model, not a curated record. NCBI's taxonomy places the organism in Eukaryota, Metazoa, Chordata, Actinopteri, Syngnathiformes, Syngnathidae.
AUGGCAAGACGUCAAGUAGCCACUCAGGAGCUUUCUGAGGUAUUAAACCAACUGUGGCGUCUGGAUGUCAAUCGCCUCAAGCCAGGCACUGAUUACAUCAUUGCUCCUCAGGGGCGAGCCGGCUAUGUUGCUCAGGGCAGCAACGUAGCAAGGGACCGAGCUCGGGAGCCGCUCUUCAAGUAUGUCAAUGAAGACAAGCUGAAGAGCAUGAAAACAUAUGCAUACUUCAUCAACUUGCUGGACAACUACGAGAUGUCCACGGGCGUGUCCGAAUCGGUGACGCGAGAGGAACUUCGGGAGAACCGCAGGUUCCUGGACGCUAUCCUGGAGACGGACGUCAUGAAGUGCGCUCAUCAGUAUCUGGUCGAGAAGAGACAGUCGCCACCUGAUGUUGAGGGCUUCAAGAAGCAACUCUACGACAUUUGGUUUCGUCUGUACCACCGUGACAGAAGUGGAGGGGAGGACUCGUGCGGAUUCGAACACGUGUUUGUUGGCGAGACCAAGCAGGGUCAAGAGAUUACGGGCCUUCACAACUGGGUACAGUUUUACCUGCAAGAGAAGCACGGCAACAUUGACUAUAAAGGCUACAAAGCCAGAGACAACAAAAACACUCCUGACGAAGACGAUCAUGUGCUCAACUUGCAGUUCAGCUGGAAAGGCCUGCUCAAGCCAGUAGGGGGCUCCUUUGUAGGGGUGAGCCCCGAAUUUGAGGUGGCGAUUUUCACCAUCGUCUUCCUGGCAUCCGGAGACAAGAGCACCGCGCUGGAAGUGAAGGUGGAUGAGUACGUGCUGGAGCUGGUGGUCCACAGACACGGACGCUCCAUUGGGUCGUCUUACCCCAAGCUCCUCAGCAGCAACCACCGUGACUUGUAA